UUCUCUCUCCUCCCUCCUUUCCUCCCUUUUCCCUCGUUCCCUCGUCCCCUCCUCCCCUCCCCGACCCGCCUGCCCUGGCAAGUUUCUUCAGUCUCCCUCAACAAAACGAUCCCGGCCUAGCCCGUGGCCCAGCUCUCUCUUGGUAAGAAGUCUGUAGCUCCUAGGAGAGAGGAUGAACAUCCUGGCUCCAGUGCGGAGGGACCGGGUCCUCGCCGAACUGCCCCAGUGCCUGAGGAAAGAGGCUGCCCUGCACUCCAACCGAAACUUCCACCCUCGGGUCAGUGCUGCGUGUCAGGAGCAGAGGACCGGCACGGUGGGUAGGUUUAAGAUCUCCAAGGUCAUCGUUGUGGGGGACCUGUCUGUGGGGAAGACAUGCCUCAUUAACAGGUUUUGCAAAGACACUUUUGACAAGAAUUACAAGGCUACCAUUGGGGUGGACUUCGAGAUGGAGAGGUUUGAGGUGCUGGGAGUCCCCUUCAGCCUGCAGCUCUGGGACACUGCCGGUCAGGAGAGGUUCAAAUGCAUCGCUUCUACUUACUACCGUGGAGCCCAAGCCAUCAUCAUCGUGUUCAACCUGAAUGAUGUGGCCUCCUUGGAACAUACCAAACAGUGGCUGGCUGAUGCACUGAAGGAGAAUGACCCCUCCAACGUGCUUCUGUUCCUCGUGGGCUCCAAGAAGGACUUGAGUACUCCGGCUCAGUAUGUGUUGAUGGAGAAGGAUGCUGUCAAGAUGGCCCAGGAAAUGAAGGCCGAGUACUGGGCUGUCUCAUCUCUCACAGGUGAGAAUGUGCGUGAAUUCUUCUUCCGGGUGGCAGCACUAACAUUUGAGGCCAAUGUGCUGGCUGAACUCGAGAAGACGGAUGCCCGGCGGAUAGGAGACAUUAUUCGGAUCGGCAGCAAUGACAGUAACCUCUACUUGACGACCGGCAAGAAGAGACGCAAGUGCUGCCAGUGAGCGUGCCGCCUCCAGCUCCUGGCACUGCCCAUGGAUGCCACACCUCUCCCCAGGGUUGGGCCCAAAGACGUUUGCACUGAACUGUUUUUCCAGACCAAAGAGCUCUUCUCAUAAGGGCAGCAGGGAACUGCACCAGCCUAGGUGCCUUUCUUCCCCUCGGUACCACACCAAAGACUGGAUCUCUCUCUUUUUUUUUAAGGCAAUUGGGGUUAAGUGACUUGCCCAGGGUCACACAGCUAGUAAGUGUCAAGU
Molecule: messenger RNA, 1207 nt
Organism: Vombatus ursinus (common wombat)
Lineage: Eukaryota; Metazoa; Chordata; Mammalia; Diprotodontia; Vombatidae
Gene: RAB34
Product: RAB34, member RAS oncogene family
Exons: 11
Coding region: 173-955 (260 amino acids)
Biological process (GO): endocytosis; phagosome-lysosome fusion
Molecular function (GO): GTPase activity; GTP binding
Source: RefSeq, a predicted model, not a curated record